Messenger RNA from Cyanistes caeruleus (blue tit), 3289 nucleotides. The record is from RefSeq and is a predicted model, not a curated record. Lineage: Eukaryota; Metazoa; Chordata; Aves; Passeriformes; Paridae.
AUGUCCUCGGGGUCGAUGAAGGGACCCUCCCCGCCCUCCAUGGGGCUGGAGAAGCCGGUGGUGCUGGCAUGGCGGCUCAGGCUGCUGGGGCGCUUCAGGGUGCCCACGGCGCUGGGGCUGCUGCUGAGCUUGGCGCUGCCUGGGGGCAGCUCCCCCACGCUGGAGCCCGGUGCCUCCAGGCAAUCCUUGCGGGAGAGGUCCUGGGGAGCAAGGAUCGUCCUCCCCGCCGUCUUCGUCUGCAUCGCGCUGCUCUUCAGCCUCAUCGUGCCGCCCUUCGGGAAGUACCCGCCCCUGCAGCUCCAGCCCUGGAUGUACGGGCAGCAGUUCACCUUCUUCAGCAACGAUGCCCCGGGAGAUCCCGACACAGCCCGGCUGCUGGACGCGCUCCUGGCUGAGCCCGGCUUCGGCACCAAGUGUAUGAAGGAGGAGGGGAAGGCGACGGGGCUGUGCCCACCAGCUUCCCACCCCGAUGGAUUCUCGGUCCCCGCAGCCCCCCCAUCCCUGCUGGAAGUGCUGCGGCGUGGGAACUGGACACAGGCCUGGCCGUCCCCCCCGUGCCAGUGCAGUGGGCCGGGGGCACACAGGAUGCUGCCUGAGUGUCCUGAGGGGGCCGGGGGGCUCCCACCCCCCCAGGUGCAGAGGGGCACAGGGGACAUCCUUCAGAAUCUGACAGGCAGGAACAUCUCUGACUACCUGGUGAAGACCUAUCCCCAGAUCAUCCGUCAGGAGCUGAGGAACAAGAAGUGGGUGAAUGAGCAGAGGUACGGCGGCUUCUCCCUGGGCGCCGGCAGCUCCCAGGCCCUGCCAUCGGCAGCAGAGGUGGAUCAGGCAGUGCUGGAGCUCCGAGUGCUGCUCAACAUCACCCUGGGCAGCCCCUCGGAUCGGCUCCUGGCCAACCUCAGCCGCUUCAUCGAGGGUUUGGAUGCCCGCAGGAAUAUCAAGGUCUGGUUCAACAACAAGGGCUGGCACGCCAUGGUCUCCUUCCUCAACGUAGCCAGCAAUGGGCUGCUGCGAGCCCGGCUGCCCCCCGGCACUGACCCCACGCGCUUCGGCAUCACGGCCACCAACCACCCCCUCAACCUCACCAAGGAGCAGCUCUCCGAGGCCGCCCUGAUGGCCACCUCUGUGGAUGUGCUGGUCUCCAUCUGCGUGAUCUUCGCCAUGUCCUUCGUCCCGGCCAGCUUCGUCGUCUUCCUCAUUGAGGAGCGGGUCAGCAAGGCCAAGCACCUUCAGUUCGUCAGCGGGAUGAAGCCCAUCACCUACUGGCUGGGCAACUUCGCCUGGGACAUGUGCAACUACCUGGUCCCCGCCCUGCUGGUCAUCCUCAUCUUCCUCUGCUUCCAGCAGGAAUCCUACGUGUCCUCGGCCAACCUGCCCUCCCUGGUGCUGCUGCUGCUGCUCUACGGAUGGUCCAUCACCCCCCUGAUGUAUCCAGCCUCCUUCCUCUUCAGCAUCCCCAGCACCGCCUACGUGGCCCUGACCUGCAUCAACCUCUUCAUCGGCAUCAACGGCAGCGUGGCCACCUUUGUGCUGGAGCUCUUUGUGGACCAAAACCUCAAUGACAUCAACCGUGUCCUGAAGAAGGUCUUCCUCAUCUUCCCCCACUUCUGCUUGGGCCGAGGCCUCAUUGACAUGGUGAAGAACCAGGCGAUGGCUGAUGCCUUUGAGAGGUUUGGGGACAAGCGCUUUGUGUCCCCCCUCUCCUGGGACCUGGCUGGGAAGAACAUGUUCGCCAUGGCUGUCGAGGGCAUCGUCUUCUUCCUCUUCACCCUCCUGCUGCAGUACCACCGCUUCUUCCUGCGCCUGGGGCCACGGGCUCUGGAGCUGCCCUCGCUGAGGGAUGAGGACCAGGAUGUGGCCAGGGAGCGGGCGAGGGUGGGCAGCAUCCCCCCACAUGGCCACCUCCUGCUGCUGAAGGACCUGACCAAGGUGUACCGGCGCAGGAAGAUUCCGGCUGUGGACCGGCUCUGCGUGGCCAUCCCCCCCGGGGAGUGCUUUGGUCUCCUGGGGGUGAACGGUGCUGGGAAAACAUCCACCUUCAAGAUGCUGACGGGGGACACAGAGGUGACGCUGGGAGAGGCCUGGUUGAAGGGGCACAGCGUGCUCACCGACCUUCAGUCUGUCCACCAGCACAUGGGUUACUGUCCCCAGUUUGAUGCCAUCACGGACCUGCUGACAGGGCGGGAGCACCUGGAGUUCUACAGCCGCCUGCGUGGGGUCCCAGAGGAGGAGACCCCCAGGGUGGCUCAGUGGGGCAUCACUGCUCUGGGGCUGGGCCCGCACGCAGACCGGCCGGCGGGCAAGUACAGUGGGGGCAACAAGCGCAAGCUCUCCACGGCCAUCGCCCUCCUCGGCUGCCCCCCUGUCGUAUUCCUGGAUGAGCCCACAACGGGGAUGGAUCCACAAGCCCGGAGGUUCCUGUGGGAGCGCAUCCUUGGCGUUAUCCGGGAUGGUCGGUCUGUGGUGCUCACAUCCCACAGCAUGGAGGAGUGUGAAGCACUCUGCACCAGGAUGGCCAUCAUGGUCAACGGCCGGUUCCGCUGCCUGGGGAGUGUCCAGCACCUCAAGAACAGGUUUGGGGAUGGCUACACGGUGGUGGUGCGGGCAGGGGGCCCUGGUCCAGCGGCAGUGCAGACCCUGCUGCAGCAGCACUUCCCCGGCAUCGUGCUGCGGGAGCAGCACGGGGGACUGCUGCAGUACCACCUGCCUGCCCGUGUCACCUCCCUGGCCACCGUCUUCAGCCUUCUGGCUGCCCACCGUGGCCCCUGCCACAUAGAGGAUUACUCUGUGUCCCAGACCACACUGGACCAGGUUUUCGUUCACUUUGCCCAGGAGCAGAGCGAUGGCGAGGUCACAGCCCCAGGGCAGGAUGUGGCCCCCAGCUCUGUGAGGAGGCUGAGCACGUUCCUGGAGGAUGACAGUUACCAGGAGAGCGCUGUCUGAGUGGGCCACGGUGUCCCAUGGACCCCCAGAGACCCCUCCCCGGUUGUCACCACCGCACAAGCCAGGGUGACAGGGCUUUGGGGUACUGCAGACCCCCAGAGCUGCACAGAAGAGGCCUGAGCACAUCCUGCCCAUUGGCACGGUGUCACCAUCUCGUGGGACAGUGGGUGCUGGGGAGGGUCAGAGUGCCAGGACGGGGCUGGCCCCGGCUCCCUGCGGUGGGAUGGAUGCCCUGCAGGGAGCUGAGCUGGACGGGGGUCUGGGGCUGGCCUUGGGACCCCGCUGCUCCCCACCGGGGCCGAGCUUGCUGUAACAGAGAGCAAUUCAAUAAAAACCCUUUGGGGUA